AUGUGGUCGUGGGGCUCACAGCCGCAGCCCGCCAGGGUGGCCGAUGACGAAAAUGAGGAGCACCAGACUGAGGCCGGCCGCUUCAAAACUUUUCUCAGCAUUUUGAGGAAGUUCAUCGGUGUGUCGGACCUUGCUUCAGUUCGCUUUUCGCUUCCCUCGCAGCUCCUCGAGCCAACCCCCAAUCUGGAAUAUUGGAACUAUCUCGAUGCCCCCAAUGCCUUCGUCGCCAUUGGCACCGCGGACGAUCCGGUCGAUCGCAUGCUGGAAGUCUUGCGAUUCUGGUUUACCAAGGACUUGAAGUACGUCAAGGGCAAGCCCUGUAAGCCGUAUAAUUCGUGCCUGGGCGAGUUCUUUAGGUGUAACUGGGAGACGGAAGACGAUGCGCCUCUGAUCGAUACGCGGGCGCUCCGGGGGAAUGGCAAUGUGCCGAGCAGUAGCAGCUCCAGCGCGAGGUCUGUUGAGGUUACGGUCCCCAAUACGGGCCUGGGCUCAACUAACUCCGGUUCCUCCUCCAGCGUGUCCAUCUCGCAGACACCUCCUAACCCGAAGAAGCCAGUGCGCAUUUCGUACUUGACGGAGCAGACAUCGCAUCAUCCGCCGGUCAGUGCCUUUUACAUCGACUGCCCUGAGAAAGGCCUGCAUGCGAAGGGUUUCGAUCAGAUCUCGGCCAAGUUUACUGGUACCUCUAUCAAGGUCAUGCCAGGUGAGCACAACCUGGGCAUCUUCAUCACAGUCGAGCGUCGCAACCAUGAGACGUAUCAGCUGAAGCAUCCUCCGGCGCAUCUUGGUGGUAUCCUCAGGGGUUCUUUGGGUGUCACGGUUAGCGACAUGGCCUAUAUCACUUGCCCGGAGACCAAGCUGAAGGCGAUCCUGUACUACUACGAUGAGGGCUGGCUCGGACGAAGCACCAACAAGGUGGAAGGCAUCAUCUUCCGCUACGACCCUGAGAACGACGACAAGGAGAAGAUCAGCGAUGUGCCCGAGGAGGAUAUCCUGGUCCGGCUUGGCGGUGCUUGGAAGGAGAAGAUUGUCUUCACCCUUGGCCCUAAGCCCAUUUCCGACCACCCCCCAGAAGAACAAAUUACUAUUGUCGACCUUGGCCCCCUGGCCGUCGCCCAAAAGACCCUGCCGCCGGCCGAUCAGAUGCUGCCCAACGAGUCGCUACGUCUUUGGGGCGAGGUGACGAAGGCCAUCCUAGCGAAACAGUAUUCGAAGGCGACCGCUCUCAAGCAAGAGCUGGAGGAGCAGCAGAGGGAAAAGGCUCGUGAGCGUGAUCGCAAGGGUGAGGUCUGGAAGCCCGUCUUUUUCGAACAGGCUACUCACCCGGCGGGCAAGCCGACACUUACCGAGAAAGGCAGGGAAGUGUUGAGGCGGGCCCAGAGGGGGGAGUGGAGUCUGGAGGGGCCUCAGGCUCUCUCAGCUCACCAGCCUACCGACGCCGGGACACCGAGACAAACCCUCGCACAGGACAGGCAACCUUGCACGACCGGCCGCACCGGCGUCCUCCAUCAUCGUCAGCAUUCUCACCAUCGCUUGAUUGACAUCGCUGCGGACCGCGGACCGUCUGAAACGAGCGAGACGAUCCAAGACCCACUCACCGCCUUCCGUUACGGUCCUCCGGCUGCACAGCCCAUCUUCAACACCGAGGACCACGGCAGCGUGCACGCUCGAAACAGAACCCGAACGACUCUAGCUUAG
Messenger RNA from Thermochaetoides thermophila DSM 1495, 1698 nucleotides. Its product is annotated as putative oxysterol binding protein. Gene Ontology annotation, molecular function: sterol binding. Gene Ontology annotation, cellular component: membrane; cytosol; intracellular membrane-bounded organelle. The record is from RefSeq and is a predicted model, not a curated record. Gene Ontology annotation, biological process: piecemeal microautophagy of the nucleus; endocytosis; exocytosis. The coding region runs from base 1 to 1698 and encodes 565 amino acids. The transcript is spliced from 4 exons. NCBI's taxonomy places the organism in Eukaryota, Fungi, Ascomycota, Sordariomycetes, Sordariales, Chaetomiaceae.